AUAUAUGAUUCAACUUCAAAAACCCCUUUCCAUUCCCUUCCUCUUUCUUCCACUUUUAAAACUCAUGGCUGAAUCGCUUCUUUUCAGCUCUGCAGAAUCGCUCCUUGGGAAGCUUGCUUCUGCUGCCCUUCAAGAAGCUUCUCUAGCGUUUGGUGUGCACCGCCAUCUUCAACACAUGAAAGAAACUAUGGGACUCAUAAGAGGUGUGCUUUUAGAUGCCGAGAAAAAGAAUCCGCAGAGCAGUGCCCUGAGCGAAUGGCUGACUCAAAUCAAGCGCGUGUUUUCUGAUGCUGAAGACAUAGUCGAUGAUUUUGAGUGCGAAGCAUUGCGGAAACACGUUGUGAACACCUAUGGUAGCUGUUCAAGAAAGGUACGCCGUUUCUUCUCAUCAAGUAAUCCUGUUGUUUAUCGUCUUAGAAUGGCGCAUCACAUUCAAGACAUCAACACCAGGUUGGCCAAACUUGCAGCUCAAAGAAGCAUGUUUGGCCUUCAAGUCAUUCAUCUAGACACACGUGUCGUGCACGUGAGGGAAAUGACUCAUUCUCAUGUAAACCCUUCCAAUGUUAUAGGGAGGGAAGAUGAUAAACAAGAAAUAAUAAAACUUCUGUUGAAAGAUGAUCAUGGCCAAAGUCUCUCAGUUAUUCCCAUUGUGGGAAUGGGAGGCUCGGGAAAGACCACACUUGCUAAGUUGGUCUUCAAUGACGCCACUAUUAAUGCAUGUUUUCCGUUGAGGAUGUGGGUGUGUGUCUCCAAUGACUUUGAACUUAGGAAUGUGCUCAUUAAAAUCCUCAAUUCUGCUCCAAACCCAAAUAGGGAAAACUUCAAUAACUUUGAGACAGAGCAACUUCAAAUUCAUUUGAGAAAUACACUUGAAGGGCAGAAGUCCUUGCUUGUGUUGGAUGACGUGUGGAACGAGGAUCGUGCAAGAUGGGAUGAGUUGAGAGAAAUAAUAGAUGUGGGUGUUGAAGGGAGUAAGAUCCUAGUGACUACUCGUAGCCAUAAAGUAGCUGCCAUUAUGCACACUAAAUCCUCAAAUUCGUACCUUCUAGGAUGUCUCUCCGAAAAGGAUUCUCUUUCUCUAUUUGUGAAAUAUGCUUUUGAAGAUGGAGAUGAGAUGAAACAUCCACAACUAUUGAAAAUUGGGGAAGAAAUAGUAAGAAAAUGUGGAGGGUUACCAUUGGCGGUGAAAACGGUGGGGAGUUCACUGUUGUCAAGGGUUGACGAGAGAGAGUGGGAGAGUGUAAGAGACAAUGAGAUUUGGAAUUUAAAACAAAAUGAAAAAGACAUUUUGCCUGCUCUCAAACUAAGUUACGAUCAACUCCCUUCAUACUUAAGACCCUGUUUUGCUUCUUUCUCCCUUUACCCGGAAGACACUUUUCUUUUUACUUCUCAAGUUUGUAGGUUAUGGGGAGGACUUGGUUUUCUUCCACCACCAAAGGCAAGUGAAUCAAUGUUUGAUGUUGCCACUCAAUUGUUACAUGAGCUAUGGUCAAGAUCUUUUCUUUCAGAAUAUGAAGACUUUGGAGGUGAUUUCCGGUUCAAAUUACAUGAUUUGGUGGUUGAUCUUGCCAAAUAUAUUGCAAAGGGUGAGUUUGAAAUAAUACAAAAGCACAAUCCAAACUUAUACAAGAAUGCCCAUCAUUUGUUAUUAAUGAAUAAUAAUUUGCAUGAUCAAGCUCUUCUUCCCUCAAGUCUAAGAAGUAUCAUUUUUCCUAAUGGAGCUAAUAAUGAAGAUUUCUUGAAUACAUUGGUAUCAAGGUGCAAAUUCUUGAGAGUUUUAAUCUUAGAUAUAUGUGAAUACGAAAGUCUGCCUCGCUGCAUCGGAAAGUUGAAACAUUUAAGAUAUCUCAGCCUUUCGAACAAUGAAAACCUUACGGAACUCCCUGAUUCAGUUUGCAAACUUCAAAAUUUGCAAGUCUUGAACCUUAAAGGAUGCAUAAAGCUACAAAAGUUACCCGAAGGACUAGGAAAUCUAAUAAGCCUUCGUCACCUGUUUAUAACCACCAAACAACCUGUUUUUCCAGAAAAAGAAGUUGCAAGUUUGACUUCUAUAAAAAAUUUAAGAUUUUAUAAUUGUGAUAAUUUGGAGUCAUUGUUCAAAGGAAUACUACUACCCACUCUUAAAAGAUUGACUUUAAUUGAUUGUAAAAGUCUAAAGACCGUGCCGUUCCAUGCCAUAAAAAAUUUAGAGGUUUUAGUGAUUUCCAACUGCAAGAAGUUGAAAUUGUCAAUGGGCCUUAGCGACGAAAUCCUUUAUUCAAGGUUGAAGCUUCUCAUUCUUGUAGACUUGCCAAGUCUAGUCAGAUUGCCUCGGUGGCUUCAAGGAUCUGCCAACUCUUUACAGUCCUUAGCUAUUGAACAUUGCUUGAAUCUUGAGGAGCUUCCCGAUUGGCUACCAACUCUAAAUUGUCUCCAACGACUUUCAGUUCUCUAUUGUCCAAACCUAUCAUCACUCCCUCAUAACAUGCUUCACCUCACAAAUCUAAAAGAGAUAGAUGUCACUGGUUCUUCUGAAUUAUGGAAAAGAUACAGGCCAGGAGUUGGACAGGAUUGGCACAACAUAUCUCAUGUCAAUCUUGUUUGGCAAGAUUAUCGAUCAGAAAAUGAAAAAGAAUUAACAGUCAAAAGUUGAAGGUAUAUACUAAUUUCACCAUUUAACUUUUUUUAUAUUAUUAUUUUUCAACUAUUCCUUUUUCUAAUUUUAAAUGAUACAUUAUACUAUUUUGUGAGUCCCUCCACAUCAGGAACUGAUCUAAUAACAUAAAGUUAUGCAAUCUCCUAUUUACAUGCAAACUAUGUACUUUCUAUAAAUUUAUACAUUUUUUUC
Molecule: messenger RNA, 2827 nt
Organism: Vigna umbellata (rice bean)
Lineage: Eukaryota; Viridiplantae; Streptophyta; Magnoliopsida; Fabales; Fabaceae
Source: RefSeq, a predicted model, not a curated record